GUGCCACGUGCAGUGAAGAGGCAUCCGACUAAUAAAGAAAGUUCUGUUACAAUACGAACCCUAGUCCUUCCACCGGCGUUUAUGGCAGAGGAAGGGUCCGUCGAAUUCGGAGAGAGCGAAGUAGAAUCGGCAGAGCUCAGCGAUUUCUUCUGCAUCCACCGGAAGAUCUCUGAGCAGCGUCGCGGAAGGUGAUUAGGGACUAUUAUAGAUUCGCUAUGGGGAAGGGUCCCUUGUCGUUCCGCCGUCUUACGAGCAUCCGUCACCGGAAGAAGGGUUCCGCGGUGAACGAUGACACCCAGAUAUCGACGCCAUCAUCUCCACCGCCUCCUUCGCCGAUUAAUGCAGGCGGAUCGGCUGUGGGAGGGACGGGGAAGGCGAAGAAGAAAACCGGAGGAGCGAGGCUGUGGAUGAGGUUUGAUCGGACUGGUGCUAUGGAGGUGGUGGAAUGCGACAAGAGCACCAUCAUCAAGCGUGCUUCCGUUCCCGCUAGGGAUUUGAGGAUUCUCGGCCCUGUUUUCUCUCACUCUUCUAACAUUCUCGCGAGGGAGAAAGCCAUUGUUGUCAAUUUAGAGGUGAUAAAGGCAAUAGUUACUGCAGAAGAAGUGCUGCUUUUGGAUCCUCUCCGCCCUGAAGUUCUUCCACUCAUCGACCGACUCAAGCAACAGUUUCCUCAGAGGAAUGGGUCAGAAAAUGCACCCCAAGCUUCUGCAAAUGUACAAUCUGCUCUUGAUCCAGAAGCUGCAGAGGGCUUGCAGAGCGAGCUUCCUUUUGAAUUCCAGGUCCUGGAGAUUGCGCUCGAGGUUGUCUGCUCGAUUGUUGAUAGCAGUGUGGCAGCACUUGAGACAGAGGCUUGGCCUAUCCUUGAUGAACUCACCAAGAAUGUCAGCACGGAGAAUCUUGAAUACGUACGAAGUUUGAAAAGUAACCUCACCCGCUUACUAGCCCGUGUACAAAAGGUGAGAGAUGAACUCGAGCAUUUGUUAGACGACAACGAAGACAUGGCGGACUUAUACCUGACAAGGAAAUGGAUCCAGAACCAGCAAACGGAGGCGAUACUUGAGGGGACAGCAACAAAUAGCAUCCUCGCGCCACCGCAUAACACAUCAAACAGAAGCGCGAGCAUGGUGACGAGCAAUAUGGAUGAAGACGACGUGGAGGAUCUGGAGAUGUUGCUGGAGGCGUACUUCAUGCAACUGGAGGGAAUGAGGAACAAGAUUCUGACGGUGAGGGAGUACAUUGACGACACGGAAGACUACGUGAACAUUCAACUGGACAACCAACGUAACGAGCUGAUCCAGCUGCAGCUGAUUCUGACCAUAGCCUCUUUUGCAAUAGCUGCAGAGACAUUGUUGGCCAGCUUGUUCGGGAUGAACAUACCGUGCUCGUUGUAUGACACACAUGGCAUCUUUGGGUACUUUGUGUGGAGUAUUACUGCGCUUUGCUUUGUGCUUUUCAUGGUCACCCUUGGUUACGCCAGGUGGAAGAAGCUGCUCGGCUCAUAAACCCAGUAAUAGACAUGUUUAGUUCGUAUGUUCCUGGGAUUUAUUUGCUCUCUUCCUCACACGAACAAUAAUUUUCUUUCUUGGAAUCGAGACUUUAGUUCCACUGCAUUUCACUUGUUGGGUUUGGGUUACUGUGGUCCUGUGGAAUUGAAAACCGAUACAAUCAAACCAUUACCGUACAGCUUUAUAAUCUAAAACCAGUAAAUUUUCGUUUAUCC
This is a messenger RNA of Thlaspi arvense, 1720 nucleotides long. Lineage: Eukaryota; Viridiplantae; Streptophyta; Magnoliopsida; Brassicales; Brassicaceae. The record is from the annotation of a GenBank genome assembly.